AUGCAUGGCGCGGUUACGGGCCCCGCUGCCGCCUGCCGCGCUGCACCCCCGCUGCCGCCUGUCGCCCGCUUCCGCCUCGCCCGCCGCGCCGGCCUGCGGCGCCCGCUUCCGCCUCGCGUCGGCCGCCCCCGCUUCCGCCGCGUCGCGUCGCGUCGGCCGCCCCCACUGAGGCGCUGCCGCCUGCCCCUCGGUGCCCGCUGCCGCCUCGCCUGCCCCGCGUGCCCCGAUGCCUCCUGCCCCCCCCGCUGCCGCGCUGCCGGCUGCCGCCUCGCCUGCCCCGCGUGCCCCGACGCCUAUCGGUGGGCGCGCCCGUCCAAUGCCCCCGACGAGUGCUCCCAUAAAGCUGCCCCCGACCCGCGCUCGUCUCACAGAAAACGCCCCGACCCCGCCUCUCCUCUUAGAAACCGUCCCCGACCCCGCCUCUCCUCUCUCCGGCGCAAUGCCUCAUGGACGCGGAUGUUUCGGCCGGCGUUGGCAGUGGAGGCGCAGGGAGCAGUCGCCGGGCGGGAGGCGGCGGUGGAGGCGGCGGCAGCGGCGGUGGACGCAUCGGCAGCGGUGGUGGACGCGGCGCCGCGCCGGGCGUACUUGUUUUGGGAGAAAGUGCAGCCACUGGAUGAUGAGGCAUUUGAUCCAUUGGCUCAUGAAUAUCCGUUGAUGCUUAAUUGGUUAGAAGAUGAGGCUAAGAAGCGUGACGCGUACGACACGUCAUACGGCCGUGAUAGUAGUGGAGAAGCUGGAGAAGAAAGGUCUUGUAUCAAGCCAAACAAGGGGUCUGAUGAUGACAUUGAGUUUGUGGAGCAUAGUGAAGACUGGGUGGGGAAGUAUGGUCCAUCAAAAUACAAAUCAUCAAAAUAUUGGACAGAUGUAAAAUCAACUCCUGCAAAAGAAGAUAUGGACAACAGGGUGGACGCAUCCUUCACCACUGGGAACGGGAAUAAAUUGGCGCGUGAGAAAGGUGUGCAUCACAACACACCUGGUAUAGGAGAUGAAGGCGACCCCUUCGUUAUUGAGGACACUGGUAAUUCACCCAACCCAUCUCUUGCGACGGUAGACACGAAUGACUUUCCGGCUAUUACUUCAACCCCCAAGAAUAUGAAUGAAGUGUCAGACGGGUCUAGCGCCGAUAAAUCUAAGGAGAUUAGUAUGGAUAGUCUGAACACCCGUAUUAAAAAUGCGAAAGAAAAUGGCACUCCAGAGAAUGAUGGGAAGGAGAAUGAUGGGAAGCACAAGAGGAAACAGUCAAAAUAUUGUCUUUCACCUUACCAGCAGAACGGUGGACGUAAACGUGCAAAGAAAAGUCUGUUUGGUAUAAGAGCUGCUAUGAUUAAUACUGAUUACAUUAAUGAGGAUCACAUAGAGGCCGCGAAGGUUUAUAUCCGGACACUGGCAGACUCGGAGAAGCUUUGCAGCAAAACUGUCGUGCACAUGACGGGAAUUGGUGGGGAAACAUGUACACCUGAAAUGCUUGAAGCCAUCAUUUCGAAAAAGUGGUUGCAUGGCGGUGUCAUCAAUAGUUAUUGCAACCAUAUGCAGACCCAUAAUCCUCGUGCUGACCGUCACAUAUUAUCAUCUUGGGUGUCCCACUGGCUUAUUCUUCGUGCUGAUGGAAAGGUUAACAACUCUAAGAGGCAUUUUAUGGAUCACUUCGCAAACCAAACUAAAAUGGUGUCUAGAGUUACUGAAGAGUAUUUCAUCAAAGAUAAGGCAUACUUUCCUUUUCAUGUGGAAGAAAAUCAUUGGAUAACAGUUCUUAAGCACAACAAGAAAAAAGAGUUUCAAGUUUUAAACUCUACUGGUAAAUGCAGCAAAAGAGUUCUUGCAAAGAUUGCUAAGCUGAGGGCAGAAAUAGCAAAUGAUACAAAGGAGGUGAAUGCUCUUAUUGAAACGGAACAUCCUGACGUAUCAUCCUGGCCAAUAAGGGAGUACGGUAUGCCGUCACAAACAGACGGAGUCUCUCGUGGUCUUUUCGUGGUGAAAUGCGUUCAAAACUGGGAUGGAGAUGAUUGGACAUUUGAGUUUGAUCAAGAUGAGGUUAAUGCUUCAAGGGGACACAUUCUAGCUGAAAUACUUUUUUCAGAGUGCAACACGAAGGAAGUAGUGAAAGAGAAGAUCCUCAAGAUCAUGGAGAAGAAAUGA
This is a messenger RNA of Aegilops tauschii subsp. strangulata, 2136 nucleotides long. RefSeq lists its product as uncharacterized. NCBI's taxonomy places the organism in Eukaryota, Viridiplantae, Streptophyta, Magnoliopsida, Poales, Poaceae. Gene Ontology annotation, cellular component: nucleus. Gene Ontology annotation, molecular function: deSUMOylase activity. The record is from RefSeq and is a predicted model, not a curated record. Gene Ontology annotation, biological process: protein desumoylation; proteolysis.